UCGCAACUCUACUGAACAACUCAACGUGAAAGAGACGACUUUUGAAGCCGCCAAUUUUCUUCUGCACCUUCCAUUUUCCACAGAAAAACCAAAAAGCUCAGAACCAGAGAGUAUCACAGAGCCAUGGGGUGCGGCAACUUCCUCUUCACCAUUCUGGUGACCUUCUCGGUUGCUCUAAUCACCUACAACAUAAUCAUCUCAGCCAAUUCACCGCUCCAGCAAGACCUCCCCGGCCCGUCGCGGUCGUCGUCGUCCUCCUCGUUUUCCGUGGACCCCGUCAUCAAGAUGCCGGUGGACCGAUCGCGAACGAAAUCGGCGAGCUCCAAGCGACUGUUCCACACGGCGGUGACGGCGUCGGACUCUGUUUACAACACGUGGCAGACUCGGAUCAUGUACUACUGGUUCAAGAAGCAUCAGAACGGGGCGGGUUCGGAGAUGGGCGGGUUCACUAGGAUCUUGCAUUCUGGUAAGCCUGAUAAGUAUAUGGAUGAGAUCCCUACCUUCGUUGCUCAGCCUUUGCCUGCUGGAAUGGAUCAGGGAUAUAUAGUUCUCAACAGGCCAUGGGCAUUUGUGCAAUGGCUUCAGCAAGCAGACAUUAAAGAAGAUUAUAUACUGAUGUCUGAGCCGGAUCAUGUAAUUGUUAAGCCCAUACCGAACUUGGCCAGAGAUGGGCUCGGAAGUGCAUUUCCUUUCUUUUACAUUGAACCUAAGAAGUAUGAGAGGAUACUACGGAAGUACUACCCUGAGGAAAAGGGACCGGUAACUAACAUUGAUCCAAUUGGAAACUCUCCUGUAAUUGUUGGGAAGGAAGCUCUUAAGAAGAUUGCUCCUACCUGGAUGAAUGUUUCUUUGGCUAUGAAAAAGGAUCCUGAGACUGACAAAGCUUUCGGUUGGGUGCUUGAAAUGUAUGCUUAUGCGACAGCGUCCGCUCUCCAUGGUGUUGGUAAUAUAUUGUACAAGGACUUCAUGCUUCAGCCUCCAUGGGAUACAGAAAUUGGCAAGAAGUUCAUAAUUCAUUACACAUAUGGAUGUGACUACAAUAUGAAGGGUGAGCUAACAUAUGGAAAGAUUGGAGAAUGGAGAUUCGAUAAAAGAUCUUAUGAUACUGUUGCACCACCUAAAAAUCUUGCUUUACCUCCACCUGGUGUCCCGGAAAGUGUGGUGACUCUGGUUAAGAUGGUGAAUGAAGCCACAGCAAACAUUCCAAAUUGGGGGUCAUAAGAGAAAAAUCCAGUUUGAGCCGAUGUAGACACACAGUAGGACAUACAAGCUGUGCCACAUUGUAGUGCAGAAUGCCACGUAUGGAAACAUUUGUGAAUUUCAUGUCUCCCUGUCAAGUUUGUCAAGUUGGGUUGAACACUUGACGUCCAACUCUGAAUUCGUCUGCAAAUGUCUGAUUAUGGGUGUAAAAAUCAGGCACAACACACCUGCAGUCUCUGAAGAUAUAUAUAAAACUUUAGUAAUAUGAUAUAUAUUCGCUAUUAGGGUUGUAUUCCCAUGUUAGAACAUGAAUGAGCUGACAAUUGACAGGGUCACUUUGUGUUCGAUGAGUAAUGGUCAUGUGACUCAUAUCGGGUUGCCUCUUGCUGCAGCGUUUCAA
Argentina anserina (silverweed cinquefoil) is the source of this 1600-nucleotide messenger RNA. RefSeq names its product hydroxyproline O-arabinosyltransferase 1-like. The record is from RefSeq and is a predicted model, not a curated record. NCBI's taxonomy places the organism in Eukaryota, Viridiplantae, Streptophyta, Magnoliopsida, Rosales, Rosaceae. The transcript has 8 exons. Gene Ontology annotation, molecular function: glycosyltransferase activity. The coding region runs from base 124 to 1221 and encodes 365 amino acids.